GCUACCACAGGGGCUAGUGUCGUGCACCUGACGUUAACAGUUGCUUAGCAACUGCUAUAGCUUCUGUUUCCUUGAGCGAAGCAAACACUCGAGCUGGUUGUGCUGUCAUAGCUGUCUUUAAAAGGUUCGGAAUUGUAACUUGGUCGCGUCGUCUAGGGAGGAACAAAUAAUAGAUUACCAUGGUGUGGUUUCUAAUUCCCAGCUAGAAAAAUUGCGCUCAACCAUCACGUGUGGACGGCUGGAAAUACAGUCUUACUUGUGAGGGUUGCUGUGUUUGCCACCUGUAAGUUGUAACAAAAUAAAUAGGGAGCCUCACUUUUAACGAAAACCAUUACCGAAUCUCAAUGAAAACGAAGAGAUGGAAUACUAGUGGUGUUUCUUGGGAAAUAAUAUCCAAUAAGAUACCGAAUACACCCGCAACCAAUAGCGUGAAAGUAAAAAGAACCCCCUGGCUUCCAGUGAUGCUACUUUUGGCUGGAAUCUGAAACAACGACCUCUCUGGCGGUAGUCUGUGCUGAAACCUGCCGUUAUUGACAUAAUCAAUGAGCAUAUAAAGAGGUUGCACCAUUUUCCAGCUCCGAACUAAGAUGCUCGCUGCAAAUAGAAGUUGUCAAUAACUCUUAACCAAUCUACUCGCCAUCUGACAAAUUCAGUAUCAAGUCUUGGAAUAAGCACAGUUAAAAAGCCACGUGUGUAUGUAUUGUGUGGGUGUGUUUUCAUCAGCUUUGCUGGGCUGGCUAAGUGAUAGACGGUUUUAAUUAAAUAAACGUCAUGUUACCAAGGUAAGCUGUAAAAAAUCAACAAAAAAGAAAUGACAUGUCCAGUCAGCAUCAUUGUCCUCUGUAUAUGAACGUAUGGUGUUUUCCUUGAUCAAAAAAAUCCCACAUCAGUAUACAAACUGAAUUAUAUGCACGAUUCUGAAAGGUUGGCUCUUGAAAGAAGUGAUCUUUUAUUUGAAUGACAGGAUUACAAGGAACCAUGGUUAAUAACUUGUCGAUAUAACACUCCUUAGCUGUAGACAGCCAACUCUCCGAGGGGAAAAAAGCAUUACAAAAACCUUCGUCAGCGCUUCUCCAAGAAAAACUCAUCUGGUUCCGGAAACACCAGGAACUGUAUCCGUACAUUUUUAUUCAUUGACUAUCAAAAUAUUUCAUCUUCCUAACCGGACACUGAAGAGGUCACUCUACUCAGAACUACUACAGACGGACAUCACCUGCUUGUCCAGACAUCUCGACGUAAGGCACCCCUAGAUGUCCUUGGACAGUAGAAGCGGGACGGAAGUCAGUUUUGACCCGUCAACCCCUGGAAACAAAUUCGGUCACAGCCAGCCAUAUAUCUGGAGUUCCAUGGGGGCUAGCUUCUCAUUCUUGUCAAUUUACCAGCGGCUAAUUCGGAUGAUUCGCAGAGCAUGGUCAGGCCGAAUACAAAACCAAACAGAAGAUUUAGAGACGACAGUUGUGCGCUGUAAACCAGACGGAAUCGAAACCCUCUGUCGAACGACAAAGUUUAGUAAAAAAGAGCUAAAAUUCAUGUACCAAGGAUUUAAACAGGUUAUUCAUCGAACGAAUCUCGUUUUUGUUUGUUUUUCAGAAGCAGGCCAGUAUGCUCAUUACGUGUUCAAGGCUUUCGACCAGGACCAUAAUGGUACAAUUAGCUUUCAGUGCUUUCAGACAGGCCUUUCAACACUAAAAAUGGAAAAGCUUCAGUGGACUUUCCAUCUAUACGAUAUUAAUGGUGAUGGGUGCAUCAGUCGGGAGGAGAUGGCAGAUAUCAUAAUUUCCAUCUACAACUUAAUGGGCCAGUUUGCAGAGCCCUCUGUUGACGAGACUUCGGCACGCGAACACGCAGAAAGAGUAUUUCAGAGAUUGGACCUGAAUAAAGAUGGCGUAGUUACGUUUGAUGAAUUCGUGGAAACAUGCUUAAAGGAUGAAAACAUCAUCAAAUCACUUAAUCUACUCGAUACCGUUCUUUGAUGAACUAAAUGUCAUUUAUAACGCUACAGCGCUAACUGGUACCGCCACCUACUGGACAGGUGUGCCAUAUAUUUCCUGCUGCUUUACUGGAGCUCAGGCUAACAAUGAAAGAACUAAACUGUGCCAAGACUGGACCACUGCAGUUUAUUCUUCUUUGUAUAAUCGCAAAAUACAUCAGUGUUAAAUACUUUCAUAUUUUUCUGGAUUUUGCUUACAUUACGUAAUUACUAUGGUAUUUAACAAUUUCCAUCGUAAGCACUUGUUAUCAACAACUCAUCUCUGUAACAUCAUUGUUUCACCGUCCACUGUUAUGUAAUAUUAGUCCUAAGUCUUUUUUUUUUUACAAAGUCACUUCUUUUGUAUCGGUGUUUAUUUUUAUUAAGAGGUGCUUGUUGAUCUUUAUUAACUAGUUUUUGCUGAAAAGCUUCUUAGGUUAUCAGACGAGUAUAUAUUUAUAUUUUCUUCUUAUGACCAAAAGAUUUUCCCAAACAGUAUAUAAAACUUUCAUCUAAGAUUUUAAUUGAAAAUGGCUCUGAUUUUUUAAAACUUUAUUGGCCUGACUAGAACAAAUUUGUGUUUUCUUAGUUUUUGAUUCUGUUUAGCUUUAUUUUUAAGCGGCGCCCUCUAACGAUAGCUGGUUUAAAUGCUGGCAUGCUAUUAUGUACUGAAGAACUGAAAAGGUAUGUGUUGUAAUACUCUUAACAUUAUCAGUGAAGGUUAAUUAUUUUAACACCAUCCAAGUGCUUCUGCAUUGAACGAAACUUUAGUAUGAGUCAAAUAAGAUUUUUUACCACUUCAUAUAUCAACAGAAAAUACAAUAAUAACGACAUUUAGCUUUAGAAACUCGUCAAUGCCGUUUCUCUUUAGUAUGUUGAAAAAAACUGUCCAUUUUAUGUUGUAAAAUGUAUUGAGAUGUCCAAUGGGUAAAUAGAGUCUAGUAACAGGUGUCAGUUCAUGCGAGAAUCUUUAUAGUUUGAUGUUUCUAUGACUCUGUUCCAUUACAAGUUAUUUUUCUAUAUGUUUAAACUUGAAGUUAUGAUUUAAAACUUGGACCCCAGAAGAUUAACAUAGCUAUAGAGUAAACGAACUUUGAAAAUAUAUAGAGAAAAGCUACAUCGGCGACCAAGAGGAAUGGCUAAUUAAUCACCUAUCAAAACUUGAUUCACAAACGUAAUGUUUCAUCCGACCUAUAAUAACAUUUUGCUAAAUACAAAAUCUUGAUGAAGUAGAUUUGGUUCUGAGCUAUAUUGCUUCUUUGUUAAUAAACUGACACAAUUUUUGAUUAUUUAUCAAAUAAUAACUAAAACUUGUAGAUAAAUUUAGUUUUGUGAGAAUAUUUGUGACUUAGUUAAUUGGAGGAGUUGUGGUAUUCUCGGAGGCACUGAUGUCCUAAAAGUUAAUAACAGUGCCGCAGUAGCUUGAAGAAUGUCAGGAAAUGCAUCACAGAAUUAAAUCGGAAUUCCCUGACUGAGUUUAAAGAAAGAGACCAGACACACAAUAAAAACAAAAUUAAAAUUAAUCUUUUUCGAAAACCAAAGUGAAGAGUGCACAGGUGGAAUAGAAUGCGCUUUAUUAGCUUGAGACUUGUAGCUUGUUGAUUUGAUUUUACUUUUAGUAACUUUUCUUCCAGACUAAGGGAGCAUAGUAUUACAUAAAAGAUUGUGAUGCCAUCCCUCUCAGUGCGUAUGCGUUACUGACGACCAUUCCAAUAACAAAAUAAGGAGGGUAUGUCUUCAAGGUAUUAACUUACCCAUCAAAAUCACUGUCCACCUUUACAUAUUAUGUUCUACUAUGUAGCAAUAUUUUCUAUGAAAAACACACGUGAUACCAUAGAAAAAUUAUCUAGAACAGUAGUUAACUAGAGUGAAAGGAAUUUAGUCACUUUCUUUGACCAACCUUCUACUAUUAAAACUACACACACAGAGCUAAAAACGUGUAUGUUCGAAUAUUUUUUGAAAAUUCUUGAUAAAUAUGAAAUGAUCACCUUAAUAAACUUUGCAUAACACAUUGCAACAGCUAGUGGCACGAGGAGUGAAUGUGUAUGCUUGUGCUUAGGUAAAGCUUGACCUUACUAUAUUGGACUAAUUUUUUCAAAAAUAUUGUUUUGUUUUUUUUCACAUAAAGUAGUGUUAACUUUCAGAUAUACAUAUGUGUAAAGGUCAAUAUGAGAGUUUUUGGUAGUUAAAUACACUGAUUCUCCACUGUAAUAAUUAUGUGAUAGCUUAGAUGAUACAAGAUAUUAGUUGUAGAUGUGGAGCGUAAAGAAUAAAAAAAUUGCAAAACUAAUUAACAUUACAUGCAGAAGAUAUGAUAAUUUCAACUAACCAAAAGCUAGAAUAACUAAAUCGUCUUCGAGGAACUGGACCUCCAUUAAAUUCAAGUUUGAUUCUGCCAGUGGGAAAUCUACAUAACAAGCAGAGUUAGACGCUAAAAUGAAGUUACUAUAACAAAGAUAAAAUGUUAAAGUGAAGAAAAAAAACGUUAUAUCUCAUCGAAAUUUUUAUUGAGAUAAAGCUUAAGACGAUUUGGCUUAUAUGCUAUGAAAAGAACGCAAUUGCGAUUAUAGUUCAUGAAUAGUAUACUUCGAAUAAUAAUUUUUGUAUUAGUGUUAGACUUGAUUUAUGUUUUAAAGGUACGAACUUGUUUUGUGUUUACUCUCAUUAGACUGAUUGGCUGGUCUGAUAUUUUUAAAAUCUGGUACUUUUAGUCUUAUUUCGUGUACAUUUAAAAACUUUUAAAAGAAUGAAAACAGCACUACGUUAAAGUUAACUCCAAAUUUUUAGAAUUAGAAGUGCUGAUUGUAAUAUUAUUAAUACAGUAAAUAAUUAAGUUAUUCAAAUGUUCACGUCUUGUAUUACGUGAGUAGUAGAUUUAUUUAAGUUUUUAUAGAUGGGAGAAUAUUAAUUAAGGACACUAUUACAGGACACUAUAAGAACUCGAUCUUUUUAUUGACACGUUUCUAAACGUAGCGAUAUAUUACGAGUAGGUUGAAAACAAUAACAAAAAACAUUCCC
Limulus polyphemus (Atlantic horseshoe crab) is the source of this 4987-nucleotide messenger RNA. RefSeq names its product Kv channel-interacting protein 4-like. The transcript has 10 exons. The record is from RefSeq and is a predicted model, not a curated record. The coding region runs from base 1251 to 1973 and encodes 240 amino acids. Lineage: Eukaryota; Metazoa; Arthropoda; Merostomata; Xiphosura; Limulidae. Gene Ontology annotation, molecular function: calcium ion binding.